AUGGCUGGCACCUACUCCAGGUUACAGGAUGAAUCACAGAACGAGGAGGAGGAGGAGGCAGAGGAAGAGGAGGAAGAUGUUGAGGACGAGAGUGAAGAGGAAGUCUCGUUGCAAGUUGAUGAGGAUGGCCGGGUGUGCAGCGGCCAAGGGCCGUUGACCCAAUCCAUGACCUUCGAGCCGGGCGCACGAGUGCGAGAUGCCUUCGUGGCCGAUGCCGCCCUGGCCGCGCUCCGGCGCUGCGCGGAAGUCGCCUUCCAGGCGAGGCCCAGCAAGGGUCGCUACAGCUCCGGCAAGACGUUCUGGGCAGCGUGGGGCCAGGAGCCGCGCUGCGAGCUGGAAGCCCUGGCGUUGGGCAUCCUUCACUGCCAUUGCCCCAACCCCGCUGCCUCGGCGGGGGUUGAGUGGUGGACUCUCUGCUUAGAGGGUGAUUCAGAUGUUGGGUGGCACUGGGACCGUGACUACGUCUUGGAAGACAGCGGAGUGAACAUCCACCCGAUGCUGGGCACGGUGACCUACCUCUCAGGAAAGCAGCCUCAACUUAGCACACUGGUCCUGGACGUGCUGUCCCCUACCUCGCGUGACGAGGCGCCGGUGGCGCUGCCGGCGGCAAACGCGCAAGCGCUGUGCACCGCCGUCCCACCCAGGGCCGGCCGGCACCUCGUCUUCGACGGCCGCUUCCUCCAUGGCGCCCCGCGCUUCGCGGGGGUGGAGGCUCAGGGCCCACGGCGUGUGACCUUCUUGGCCAACAUCUGGGUUGGCCACAAGCCAGGCAAUGCCGACCCUCUUCCCAAGGAGCUUCAGCGAUGGAUGGAGGAGUCCCCACAGCUCCGCACGGCUGGUGCAGUCCUCUCAGCCUCGCCGAAGUGCGUGCAGCCCAAAGAGGUGGCGGCUGGCGACACCCUCGCCUCUUUCCCGCUGGAGGGUGGCACGCUGUCACUGGCGCCACCGCAAGACCCUCAGGGCGGCGGAGGCGACGUCCUGUCCUACCUUGCGCCGGUGAGCUGGAUGGCGCGCCCCGGCACCACUGAGGAGCGGCUCUAG
Messenger RNA from Symbiodinium natans, 1041 nucleotides. NCBI's taxonomy places the organism in Eukaryota, Dinophyceae, Suessiales, Symbiodiniaceae. The record is from the annotation of a GenBank genome assembly.